ACGGUACAGGUUCAUUUCAGUUUCAGAUUUUGAAUUACUUGCGCGGCGUUUCUACGCUUACUGGAAAAAUGCCGGGGUCUAUAGAACUGGGUACGGGAAAGGGAAAAACGGUAGUCCCUCCCAGUAACUUGAAGCAUGAAGCCGGAAAUGGUGACAUGAAUUUAGCCGAAGAGAAACAACAUUAUGUAAAAGAGCGGUGUAGGUCCGAAGAAGCCAACAAUAGUAACUCGGAGAAAAGAUCUUGUUCGUCAACCCCAGAAACAGAAGUCCGAAACCAGUUGCUCAAAUCAGUGAAACAGGAACAGCCUGAAGAAAGCGAAAUGAAGAGUUUCGCUCAAAACACAAUGAAUGAAUUGCUGGGUCUUUACGGCUACGAUCGGCUUGCAGAAAACGAUUUAGGACGAUACCGUUUACAGGCUGGUAUAAGUUCACAAAGAAAUCGUUAUAGCGCAGAUUCUUCCAGUGACGUUUCCCCACAACCAAGUGAUCGAGAGGACAAAUCUCGGCCUUCAGUUUUAAAUCUGAAAACACAUACAGCGUCCCCCCCACCACGCUCCACGAGAGAGUCAGCUUUCUCAUCGUCUAAAAGAGCAAAAGUUUUUGAAACUGGAAUAUCGCUUCCCCGUAACGUGGGUGACCGCUCACAUUCUGGACGCAAGCCCCUAAACACGCCACCGCACCCCAAAAUCUCCCUCGCCUCCCCAAUUCGAGGGUAUGACGAAGAAGUCACGUGCUCGUGGUGCCGAAAACAGGGUCGGUCAUUAUUUACGCUUCAAGAGAACGACGGAACGAAAAGUUUCUGCAGCGAAAAAUGUUUUGCUGCUUGCAGGCGGGCAACUUUUAAAAGAACUCGUGUGUGUGACUGGUGCAAGCAGAUACGGCAUCCGAGGAAGUUUCUAGAAAACACAGGCGGAGAUGGAAGAUUGCAGUUUUGCUCGUCGCAGUGUUUGGAGGGCUACAAGAUGGCCAUCUUCUGCAAGGAAAUACAAAACGGAAAGAGCGAGGAUGAAAAAGAUGACGUUUCAAACACCAGUAGUGGUAGAGGGCUUAUCUCUCCACCGACCGACGACGAGUCCGGACUGGUCGAUCUGCGCAUGCGCAGUCCGUCAAUCAAGAUAAGGCAUGCCCUUCUUACAACGUCUUUGGACAACCCCAACACCAGCAGCAAUCGUACAAAGUCAAUAAGUCCCGACGGUGUGUUCACUCUAGAUCCAAAUCCGAUCCGACCGAAACGCUUCUCUCGCGAUGAUACGUCAUCAGGCGUGACGUCAUCGCCACGCAAUAAUGACGCGGAGAGCAGAAGAUUUUCCUCCACUGAAACUAAUCACAGAAGUCAUUCAAAGGAGUCACACAACAGAUUCCGCCAUAGCGACUCCUCUCUAAGAAAGGCACAGAAAUCAAGAUCCAGCAAUGAUGUAAGACCAGUUGUCCACAAACCGAAAGCUGGGGUUCAGUCACAAAGAACCCAGGCCUCACCCACAUUGAAGAAGACAGUGCGAACAGCAUGGCCUCCUGUGGGAGGAACUCCAAAGCACCUGCCUCCGCUAUCCACAACACACGAGGCUUUAACUAACAUGGGUGUAGGUAAAACCUUGAACCCCAAUCCCUUGCCUGUUCCGUUUUUCGGGGAGCAGUCGCCUAUGAACGUUGCCGCCUUACAAAGCAUGCUUGCGUCUGGAUUGCUACAAAACCAACUACCCCCUAACCCUAAUUUAUACCCCGGUUUAUACCCGGGGUUCCCUUUUAACCCACAAUUACCCAGUUUACCCAAAGAAAAUUCGGAAAAGUUGGACCCGUCCAGCUUCUUUUUGGGGCUUAUGGCCGCUGGGAAUUCUCUUCCGAAUCCAGGGGCAUUGCCGGCAGUGGGUGAACCCCACAAACCCCAGCAAAGUGCUCAAAUAACCCCAAGCUACAGCAAUACACCAGAAGUUUCUAAACCAUCAACUGUUGAAGUUCAACAAAAACCACAACCUAUAACAAACAAUAAUACAUCACCCUUCCCAUACCCAAUGUUGCUGGUGCCAUUCCCGGUUCCUGUUCCAAUACCAAUUCCUAUUCCAAUGCCAAGACCAGAUACCGAAUCCAAAGAUUUAAAUCAAGAAAUUGAAACUACGAAAUCUGACUCACUGAAAGAGUCUGCUACCCAGCCUACAAACCAACCUUCCCAGCCAGCGGGUUUGGAAACAGCCGAAAGAACUCUUUCGCCCAAACCCGAGUCUCAGAAAUCCCCAAGCAACGAGUCAGAACCUUUUGAUUCCUCUGCGAUAGAUCUUUCAACGAGGAAGCGGGAAUCUUCUGAAGAAACUUCUAGAAAGAGAUCGGCAGAUGAUGUUGCAUGUGUUCCUGACCGGCCGAUGGUUGUAGCAAAUAAAAAGCCGAAAAUUCUGGCUUAAACUUCUAAAUUGGUAUAUAGUGCAUGCAGCCAAGCGUUCUGUUUGAAAAAUUCUGUUCGUUUAGUAUUUCACACGACUUCAAAAUCAAGUCAGACCAUAACAACACCUAGCGAACACUGUAAAACGACGACGGAGUACGAGAAUUGCCAGCGUUCCUAGGUUUCGAUACAUUCAAUCAGUUGAUUUUAUUUAUGGAGGUGACCUUCGGUUGGCCAUAUUAUCUACACAAACUUCCCUUUGAAGCAGUUUCUGGUUGAAACCGAAUGCAACCUGAAAUGUCAUGGUGUAUACAACGCGCAAAAAUCUACGUCACGAUAUUAGAUUAUUUUGCACACGCAUUCUGCUGACGUAUGCAUUGCGCAAAGGGAAUCGUACCGAUGCUGAGAUGUUGGCGUCUAACUCAAUUGCUAUAUUGUGCGUUUGAAACUCGACACUGCGUCUCGUUAUAAUAUUCAGCCCUUUUACGAGUAUAGAGUUUUCUCUUCAAGCAGGCCUGGCCGGGUUGAAUCAAAUACCGCAAGCGCCACCGACUUGGGUGGUUUACUGUUUUCGUUUCGCCUGGUUGAAGGCAGACAUGAAAAAGCAUGGGUGGCACACUUACAUGAAACCAACCUUAUCCGACCCCUUUCCACAAAAACGCUUUAAAAUCGGUGUUCUACACACUUUUUAUGCCAUUCGGAAGUCCUUUAAGUAGGGUACCGACUUGCGGGUGCUGUUUUAUGUUUAUUUUUUGUCUUAUCGCCGCCAUCUGUACUUCUCCAAAAGUUUCAAAAUUUAUUAUUUCCCGAAAACUGCUUUGGAUUUUUUUGCUUCAACCGUUACAGUGCUACUUUAUACGUGAUCGAAAUGGCCUACAGUUUGUGUACAUAUAUCACGUUGCUGCGUCCGUUCCCAUGUUUCGUAACCACUGCCCGUCACUGUCGUGUUUGUGACGUCACUGUCGUGCCUGUUGCUUGUGAUACUGUCCGCUUGCAGUACAACAAUAAAGAUUUUGUUUCACGC
Messenger RNA from Ciona intestinalis (vase tunicate), 3395 nucleotides. RefSeq lists its product as uncharacterized. The record is from RefSeq and is a predicted model, not a curated record. Gene Ontology annotation, cellular component: nucleus. Lineage: Eukaryota; Metazoa; Chordata; Ascidiacea; Phlebobranchia; Cionidae. Gene Ontology annotation, biological process: animal organ development.